This is a messenger RNA of Trematomus bernacchii (emerald rockcod), 2047 nucleotides long. RefSeq names its product reticulocalbin 2 (gene rcn2). The transcript has 8 exons. The coding region runs from base 46 to 975 and encodes 309 amino acids. Gene Ontology annotation, molecular function: calcium ion binding. The record is from RefSeq and is a predicted model, not a curated record. Gene Ontology annotation, cellular component: endoplasmic reticulum. NCBI's taxonomy places the organism in Eukaryota, Metazoa, Chordata, Actinopteri, Perciformes, Nototheniidae.
CUGUAAAUAACACUGGUGUGAUGAUAGCUAUUUGGACUUUUCACGAUGGCAUCCUUUGCAUUGCUGGGACUGCUGGUACUUCAGUUUGGAUUUGGACAAAGCUCUCUUAAACAUCUCCACGAAGAUCAUUUUGUUGGCCAGCAGCACAACCCUGAACAUGACAUGAACGUCCUGCUGGGAGAGGACACUGAGGAGAUACUGAAACUUAGCCCAGAGGAACAGAGGAAAAAGAUGAUGGAAAUUGUGAAGCGGAUUGAUACAAAUGCUGACAAUGUGCUAGAUCCAGAGGAGAUGACGCUAUGGAUUCAGCACGUCUAUAGAAAGUAUGCUCUAGAAGAUGCAAAGGAGCGGUUCCCUGAGUUUGACAGUGACAAAGAUGGUGUUGUAACAUGGGAGGAAUACAACACUGUUGCUCAUGGCCAGCUCAUCAGUUUUGAUGACAGCGAUGUUCUGCAGGACCCAGAGCAAGAGUCUCUCAGACACCUCCACUUGAAGGAGAGGAGGCGCUUUGACUUUGCUGAUGUGGACGGCACACCCGGGCUUAAUGUGACAGAGUUUCUUGCCUUCACCCAUCCCUCUGAAGUGGAUCACAUGGCUGAUUUUGCCAUUGAAGAUGUGUUGAGUGAAUAUGACACAGAUAAAGAUGGACUUAUCAGUCUGAGUGAAUUUAUUGGAGAUGUUCGAGGUGAUGAGGAUUCCCCUUCACAGUGGGAGAUAGAAGAAACAGUGCGGUUUAAAGACCUCUAUGAUCAAGAUAAGGAUGGCAAGUUGAAUCGAGACGAGCAGCUCCGCUGGGUUGCGCCUAACAGCUACGGCUCAGCAAGAGAAGAGGCUCUACACCUCAUCAAGGAAAUGGAUCAAGAUGGAGAUGGGAGGAUCUCAGAAGCAGAAGUUUUGAAAAAUCAAGAAAUAUUCAUGAACAGUGAAGUGACAGACUAUGGCAGACAGCUGCAUGUCUCACACGAUGAACUAUAACUAAAUGUAAUGUUCUUGUUUUUUUCAAAUGAAGGUGUUACGUGGUUUAUUUCCGGUACUGAUAUUAGUCAUGGAAUUUACACCAUUGUAGAUCUUACCCAUCGACAUUGCUCUAUUAAGUUGUGUGGACAAAAUAACAGGAAAAACAUACAUUGCAACACAAGUAUAAUACAUCACUGAGGCCAGUUGCACAUCUCUAGAAUAUUUCAGGAACAUCUAAACAUCGGAAGCUUCACAACAUAUAAUGUGUUGCAGGGCCUUUAUAUUGUAAGCUAUUCCUGUUGUUUUGUCCAAUAUAAAUGCACAUAUUCCUGAAUAGCAGGGAGGUUUAACUCAUAAUAUGAUUGUAACCACUCUUUAAGGACAACACAAUUGAGUUUGUUUCAAUUACACUAAUGCAAUUGGUUUGUUUAAUAGUGGCUGUGUAUUAUUAGUUUUCCUUUCAAAGGUGCCAAAAUUGAACUGACACAAGUAUCAGUCCAGUUGCGGUUAACGCUAACGUGUUGCAACUCUUCCUCAUUUGAAUCAAAUGAGCGAGUUAGUAAGUGUUGCUGUUGAAUACUGGUUUCCUGCAUGUGUCAUAUUCCGUUUCACUUCCAUCGAGCAACAGCCUGUUAAACUGCCAAGCUUUAUAAAGUGAGUUAAGUGGAUUCUCCAACCAGGACUUUUUUUGACCACAGCCAAGAUGACAGUACAAUUUAAAGAUGCCUUCUGGGUGAGUCAGUGUGAUGAUACUAUUCCAUACUUCUUUAUGUUUCUCUUCAGUGCUCAAGUUGACCAUGAGUCUUUCUAAGCUGUGAAGUUAGGGUUGUUGUAUUUGAUUUGUUCACUGGAGUUUCAAGGUUAUAUUGUGUAAUUUUCCACUUCUACCCUGUUAAGGUUUUUAAUUUAGUCUAGAGAGUGUUUAAGGAUCAAUACACUUGUAAUCUUAUACCAUAUUGACUACAGUUAGGUUAGCGCUCUGUCCUGUCUUGUGACUUUUAACCUACUUUGCUUACUUUACUUUUCAAAUUUUGAAACUAACUGAACUGCAACUGAUUUGUUACUUGAUUAAAACAUUUAUUAUUAUUUC